Amphimedon queenslandica is the source of this 1522-nucleotide messenger RNA. Its product is annotated as DBH-like monooxygenase protein 1 homolog. Gene Ontology annotation, molecular function: dopamine beta-monooxygenase activity; copper ion binding. The coding region runs from base 71 to 1375 and encodes 434 amino acids. The record is from RefSeq and is a predicted model, not a curated record. Lineage: Eukaryota; Metazoa; Porifera; Demospongiae; Haplosclerida; Niphatidae. The transcript is spliced from 11 exons.
GUUAAUGAUAGUUUUGAUCCUCAUGAUGUAAGAGGAUCAGCAAGUGUCAACUUACUUGGUGGACUGCGUAAUGGCAACUUCUGAUCCACCAGGAACAAGAUCAUUUGAUAUAAGAGUUGAUCAGGUAACUAUUCCUAGUACUGAUACAACAUACUGGUGCAAAGGAUUUGAAUUACCACAAGAAAUACAAGACACUAGGAAAUAUAUAAUAAGAUUUUCACCUAAUGUGACUGAAGGCACUACAGCUCAUGUUCACCACAUGGUAGUGUAUCUCUGCAGCUCUUUGAAUAUCUCUAAUGCUAAUGCUAAUGGUGGAGUCUGCAGAGAUGUCCUUGAUAGCCUUGAUUGUAGCAAUGCUACAGCAAUUACUGCUUGGGGUAUUGGAGGAGAAGAUUUUGUGUAUCCUUCCAAUGUUGCUUAUCCCAUUGGAGGUGACCAGUAUCGAUACGCAUACAUUGAGAUGCACUAUGAUAAUCCAAACAGACUAUCAGGGGUGAUUGAUAGUUCCGGUAUGACAUUCUUUUACAUUGAUACACCAAGGGAGCAUGACUCUGGCGUACUUGCAGUUGGAAAUGCAGUGUUCCACUACAUGAUAAUCCCUCCUAAAGCAAAGAAUUACACUAUUUACAGUUUCUGUCCAACUGAUUGCACUGCAUUAUUUCCUCAAGAUGGAAUUCAUGUGUUUGCUAAUUUCCUUCACACUCAUUUGCUUGGUGUAAGCAUUACUCUACAUCAUCUGAGAGCUAGCAAUCAGUGCAGAUCAGGCAGUGGCAUUGAAGAGCUUAAACCAAUUGACUCCAAUCUUUUCUAUGAUUUCAACUUUCAGGAGAUAGUGCAUAUUAAUGAAGUUGUCAUUAGACCAGGUGAUGGAAUUAUGCUGACCUGCACAUACAAUAGUGAAAAUCGAGACACAAUAACAUUUGGAGGUCAGAGCACUUAUGAGGAAAUGUGUCUAUCAUUUCUGAACUAUUAUCCAAGGAUGGGAAUCACUGAUUGUUAUAGUUCGGCACACCCACCAAGUUUUGUAGAAUAUUUAUCAAGACACUACAAUCAAAGUGAAAUUGCUGAAUUUGUCAGUAAUCCAUCAAAGUCUAAAUUUGAUGAGAUAUUUAAUAAUAUCACUUGGACGCACGAGGAAACUGAAGUCUUAGAGAACUCAAUCUCGACUGGCUCUCAUUAUUCUUAUUACUUGGGGCCUUCAGUGAAUGAAGUGAGAAUACAAGAUGUGCCAUCCAUUGGUUGUCCUUAUGAAGCACCUCCUGUAAUGCUGGAGUGUCCUGACUCUGUUGAUCCUACCAGUGGUGCUGUGUCAUUGAUUACUCUCUCAGUCACAGUGCUGCUCUUUGCUAUGAUUGCUAUCAUCCUCAUUAAUUAACUCUUUCUCCUACUCCAUUUUUUGCUGCUUUUUGUUUUAGAUUAUCGAACAGGGAUUGGACUUUUCUGCCCUUUUCAAUAUUAAUGCCCUUUUCAUUUAUUUGUGCCCCUUUUCAUCUGCUGCAUUAGUCCUCAAUUAUGAUAAUAA